AAGAUAUGGUUAGCUUCACAUGAUCGUCAUCAGGCCACGUGAUAGUUUUCCGCCUGAUCAACAGAAUCCAUGUAUAUAAAGAUCUCUCAGACUAUACCAUCGAUACUUCACUUCAAAAACCGGAGUUGAAUCGUGAGACCUAACCAAGUUGGAAAAGAUGUUUAAACUUACACUACUCGCACUAGCCCUCGCUGUGGCUUCAGCCAGCACUACAGCCAACUGGCUUAUCUUUAAGUCCAAACACAACAAGACUUACAGUGGAGAUGAAGACGUCAUCAGGAGAUACAUCUGGGAGUCUAACCUGAAAGUGAUUGAAGAACACAACGAGCGUUACGCCCAGGGACUGGAGACUUACUACCUGGGAGAGAACAAAUACGCCGACAUGACUCACGAAGAAUUUGUUAGAACUAUGAACGGUCUCCGUGUGAAUAGACCACUCAACCCUGGAAACUUCGUCAGUGGAUUGUUGAAGAAUGCUCUACCCGACUCAGUGGACUGGAGAAAGGAGGGCUACGUCACUGACAUUAAAGAUCAGGGUCAGUGUGGUUCCUGCUGGGCUUUCUCUACCACUGGAUCUUUGGAAGGUCAACACUUCAAAGCCUCCAAAUCAUUGGUCAGCCUGUCCGAGUCAAACUUGGUCGACUGCUCACAGAAAUUCGGUAACCAAGGCUGCAACGGCGGUCUGAUGGACCAGGCCUUCCAAUACGUCAUCAAAAACAAAGGUCUUGACACUGAACAGAGCUACCCCUACAAACCUGAGGAUCGUAAAUGUGCUUUCAAGUCAGCUAAUGUUGGAGCUACUGAAACUUCCUUCAAGGAUGUAACAAGUGGAAGUGAGGAUGCCUUGCAAGAAGCUGUUGCCACAAUUGGACCAAUCAGUGUCGCCAUCGAUGCCAGCCACAACUCUUUCCAACUGUACAAGGGAGGUAUCUACAACGAGAGACAGUGCAGCAGCACUCAAUUAGAUCACGGUGUUCUGGCUGUAGGAUACGGGGCUGAGGGAAACAAAGACUUCUGGAUUGUCAAGAACAGUUGGGGCAAAUCCUGGGGAGAGGAAGGCUACAUCCGUAUGACCAGAAACAAGAAAAACCAAUGCGGUAUUGCUACCAUGGCUAGCUACCCAAUUGUCUAGACUCUAAAAUAAAUAAUAUUCAAAUACCUUGACAUACAGGCCCAUUGAUCCAAACUUGAGCUGUCUGUAAACAAAAAAAUGUUGAGACUGUAAAAUAUUUGUAUAUAAUAAACUAUUUUUAUAAUA
This is a messenger RNA of Biomphalaria glabrata, 1258 nucleotides long. Its product is annotated as procathepsin L-like. Lineage: Eukaryota; Metazoa; Mollusca; Gastropoda; Planorbidae. Gene Ontology annotation, molecular function: cysteine-type endopeptidase activity. Gene Ontology annotation, biological process: immune response. The record is from RefSeq and is a predicted model, not a curated record. The transcript is spliced from 7 exons. Gene Ontology annotation, cellular component: lysosome. Bases 158 to 1132 code for a protein of 324 amino acids.